CUCUCGGUCGAAGUGAUUAGGAAGUCCCUGAUUCGGCAUUUCCGUUGGAGCCAUGACAGAGGUCGCUUCGUGGUUGGUUCUUUCCCUUGUGCUGACCUGUCAUGGCUUCGUUACCCGUGACGUCACCAAACAGCAACAAGCUAAUUUGUUCGAAUUAUCGGUCAUACAUCUCAAUGAUUUUCACGCAAGAUUUAUGCAGACGGGUCCUUCUUCUGGAACUUGUUACGAGGAGGUAAAAGAUAAAUGUCUCGGUGGGAUCGCUCGUGUUUAUACAGCCAGUCAUCGUUUAAUGAAAGAGAGGCGCAAUGCAAUUUUCUUGAACGCAGGAGACCAAUUUCAAGGCACUCUUUGGUACACGUUACAUAGAUGGAACGUUACGGCGACAUUUUUAAACAUGUUGCCCCACGAUGCUCUGACUCUCGGCAAUCAUGAGUUCGAUGAUAAAAUUCCUGGAGUGGUUCCGUUUUUAAAAAUGAUCGAUGCUCCAGUUGUGGUGGCAAAUAUUGAUGCAACUGAUGAACCAGAUAUGAAGGGCUUGUACAAGAAUAGUACGGUUCUUGAAAGAGGUGGCAGGAAAAUCGGCGUAAUUGGUGCCAUCAUCUCAUCUACUGAUACUCUCUCCAGUAGUGGCAAAUUAAAAUUCCUCGACGAAGUAGAGAGCAUCAACGAGGAGGCUAAAAAAUUGAAAGAUCGAGGAGUGGAUAUUAUCGUGGUCUUGGAUCAUUGUGGCUUGGAGAUUGACAGAAUCAUCGCUAAAAAAUGUCCGGACGUUGACCUAAUCGUUGGAGGACAUUCCCACACCUUUCUGUAUUCAGGUACACCACCUCUCAACGAUGUCCCAGAAGACGAGUACCCGGUCGUUGUGCAACAAGAAACAACCAAUAGAACAGUCUUGAUCGUUCAAGCUUCUGCUUUUACCAGAUAUUUAGGUAAUUUAACAGUUUGGUUCGACGAAGAUGGCGAGGUCGAUUCUUGGGAAGGAAAUCCGAUUCUCCUGGACGCUUCGAUUGAGGAAGAUCCAGAAGUACUUCAGGCUUUGGAACCGUGGAGGAUAGAUGUAGAUGCUCUUGCAAAUAGAAAAAUUGGAGCCAUCAAAGUCCCUCUUUCCAAUAAUUGUCGCCAAGCCGAGUGCAAUGCAGGGAACUUCAUUACCGACGCCAUGGUGGACGCCUUCGUAGACAAGGCAGAGAAUGUAUCUUCCUGGACUUACGCGGCCAUUUCUUGUAUGCAUGUCGGCGGUUUGCGAAAUUCCAUUGAAAAAACUUCUGGAUUCAUAACAUUCGGAGAUUUGGCCGCCAUGUUGCCUUUUGGAGAUGUCUGGAACGCCGUUGAAUUAUUAGGCAGCGAUUUAUUACAAGUCAUAGAAGAAGGGGUGACUGAUAGUUUCAGCGAAACGGAAUUCGUCGGUAAAAAACUCCUCGUCUGGUCCGGCAUUAAAGUCACCUACAAUUUGUCUAUGCCUGCUUAUUCCAGAGUAACCGAGGUUAAAGUUAGGUAAGAUACUCUUCAAGAUUAUUUU
This is a messenger RNA of Orussus abietinus, 1519 nucleotides long. Its product is annotated as apyrase. Gene Ontology annotation, cellular component: plasma membrane. The transcript has 10 exons. Gene Ontology annotation, biological process: AMP catabolic process. Gene Ontology annotation, molecular function: 5'-nucleotidase activity; nucleotide binding; metal ion binding. The record is from RefSeq and is a predicted model, not a curated record. NCBI's taxonomy places the organism in Eukaryota, Metazoa, Arthropoda, Insecta, Hymenoptera, Orussidae. Bases 53 to 1498 code for a protein of 481 amino acids.